This is a messenger RNA of Zasmidium cellare ATCC 36951, 858 nucleotides long. RefSeq lists its product as uncharacterized. The record is from RefSeq and is a predicted model, not a curated record. Bases 1 to 858 code for a protein of 285 amino acids. Lineage: Eukaryota; Fungi; Ascomycota; Dothideomycetes; Mycosphaerellales; Mycosphaerellaceae. Gene Ontology annotation, molecular function: hydrolase activity. The transcript is spliced from 2 exons.
AUGGUUAAAAACCUGGCCGGACGAUUUCCAGAAAUCGCAGAAGUCACUCGCAAAGACCACACGAUUCGGAUUGAAGACGGCGCCGACAUCACAGUGGCGGAGUUCCGUUCCUCAAAGGCCUCCACUUCCUCAGGCUCCAAGGCCGUCUACUACAUCCACGGAGGAGGCAUGAUCAUGGGCAGCAUUGAUAUGUUCCAGGGAUUGGUCAAGCAACGGGUCCUCGAAACGGGCAUUCCAACUUUCAUGGUCGGCUAUCGACUUGCGCCGGAACACAAACAUCCCAUUCCCGUGAAUGACUGCUACGCCGGUCUGCAAUGGCUGUCGAAAAACGCCGCCAGCUUGGGCGUUGACCCGGCCAGCAUCGUGCUCAUGGGCGAGUCUGCAGGUGGAGGCUUGGCAGCUGCCACGGCUCUACUGGCCCGGGACAAGAAGCUAAGUCCGCCGCUUCGCAAGCAGAUCCUUAUCUUCCCCAUGCUGGAUGACCGCACAAUCAAGCCAAUGCCAGAACUUGAGGAGUUCUCGAAGGCCGUGUGGUCUGUCAGAGAUAAUCAGACGGGAUGGGAGGCUCUUGUUGGCGACAAGGCCGGCAGCUCAGAUCCCAAGGCUGUGUCAGAGUAUGCUGCUCCUGCUCGUGCAGAGAGCGUGGCGGGCUUGCCCCCGACCUAUAUUGAGUGCGGUCAGCUUGACAUCUUCGUGUACGAGGACAUGAAGUUUGCAACCCGGUUGUUGGAGGCUGCAGUGCCAGUCGAGCUGCAUAUCUACCCUGGUCAGCCCCAUGGAUUCCAGAUGUUUGCUUCGAAUGCGACCUAUGCUGCCAUGUCGAUGUCAAACGUGCUGAGCGCCAUCAAGAAUGCGUAA